AAGGCCCUGAUAGUUACCUUCACUAUUUAUGAGGAAAACCUUUAUAAAGCCUUCUACUGACAGCUAACGUUCCAACAAAUUCCUGCAUUCAGAAGAAUCACAGCACUCUCUCUCUAGUAGAGCCAUGGCUGAUACUGCAUGCAAUUCUCACUCUGCUGUUACGGAAACAGAUACUCAAUCUCUGGAGAGAGUUUUCACUCUCAAACAAGGCGAAUUAAUCCACUACAAUUCCCAGAACGACGUCGUUCCAUACAACGAAACUACCCAUUUCGUGUCCUCAAACUGUCUAACUACUGAUUCCAGUUCCGGGUCAUCUGAUUCCGAACAAACAAUUCAAGAAUCUACUGUGAUUCAGGAGCUGAGUCUUGUCUCUGAUCUUGGUUGCCUUAAAGAAAGCUCGUUCUCUGAUUCCUUUGAUAAAGAAGUUAAAGACUUCGAAUUGGGAAACGACAUUGAGCAGCUGGGUUUUCCUUUAGCCGUGGUUACGGGAAAGAAACCGAUAUUGGAGGAAAUUGAAGCCUCGAUUCUCAUGGCAGGCGAUGCUUUAUUGACUGAUGAAAUGAGAAAUGCUUUCCAAGAUGAGGUGAAAGCAAUCGAUUCUGAUCAUAUUAAAGUUCCCGGAAACGACAAUGAAUUUGGCAGUCGUUUGAAGAUGAUCAGCGGAGAUCCGAGAUGUUCUUUGGAUAUUCAAGUGGUUGAUGAAACCGCCUUGAUUGGACCAGUAUCAGUCCCGAGGAAGACGGAGUCCAUUGCUCCAUCCAAAUCCUCAAAGGGUCUUGUGAACAAGAAUAGAAAGAUAGAGUUUCUUGAGAAGAAGGUGGCGAGAGGCUCUCCAAGCAGGCCUAAAGGAAGGAAAAAUGUCGUUGUGAAGAAAGGAGAAAGAAGCAAGAGGUUGUAUUCAAGGGAAGAAAUGGAAGCCCUGAGGUUUGUGAACAUUGUAGAACAGAGGAAGAUGUGGAAAGAUGUGCAUACCGGGCUUGGUCCUAUUGUACGGAAAGAGUAUGAUUACUUGGUCAGCUCUAAGAAUCAGAAGAAUUUUCAAUUCAAUUUUGGAAACAAGGAUGAACCCACUUCAGUUCUAGGUGCGGUUGGUGGAAGGGGAAGAAGUAACCACAUGAAUGUGUUUGUACAUUGAAGAAUGUCUCUUGAAGGCUUUUGAUAAUUCACAUAGUUGACAUAUGUAGAUGUUUUCUAGUACUUGGAAUGUCACUAUUCUGUUAUUCAUUUUUGCUGUAUAGGCAUUUCUUCUUGUAAAGAAGGUGAUGUGUAACGUUUUCUCUUGGUCAGAAGCUAGUAGUGGUGUCAUGAAACUUUUUUUUCAUUAAGAAAAGUAAAUGACAUGUUACAUUCUUUUUUCUCUUAAUUGAAAAAUCUUAAAUGUUGGGUUGGGAA
This is a messenger RNA of Cannabis sativa, 1392 nucleotides long. RefSeq lists its product as uncharacterized. Bases 125 to 1135 code for a protein of 336 amino acids. Lineage: Eukaryota; Viridiplantae; Streptophyta; Magnoliopsida; Rosales; Cannabaceae. The transcript is spliced from 2 exons. The record is from RefSeq and is a predicted model, not a curated record.